Messenger RNA from Trypanosoma brucei brucei TREU927, 441 nucleotides. RefSeq lists its product as hypothetical. The coding region runs from base 1 to 441 and encodes 146 amino acids. Lineage: Eukaryota; Euglenozoa; Kinetoplastea; Trypanosomatida; Trypanosomatidae. The transcript has a single exon. The record is from RefSeq and is a predicted model, not a curated record.
AUGCGCACACGGUACUAUACCGAAAGGAACACAGCAAACAAUGAAAAAAAAACACUGCAGGAACGCACUUCUAGCAGGAGACGAGAACAACGAGAUAAACCACUUAAUCUAACCGAGGAAACAACAAUAACAGCAACACAGCAGAAAAUAACAAUGACCGCAACAGCACUCGUAUCCGUCUCGUACUUCCUCCACAAAGACACACUGGAUGAUACGCCCACAAAAAAGGCUGUGACUAUGAAUUACAGGGAAACCGAAUCAUCGGGGUGCGACAAUGCUGUAAGGAACUUCACUAAUCCCACCCAGAUAUUCAGCGCGCGCUCACUCAAAUUUGCUACCCAAUGCUUCCUCCUCGUUCCCCUAGCGCUGCACUCGAUUGUAUGGCUCAAUGGUUGCCGACCUACACGCUCUAACUCUGUGCAAGUGCUGUUUUCUGCGUAA